This is a messenger RNA of Phlebotomus papatasi, 2367 nucleotides long. Its product is annotated as acidic mammalian chitinase-like. Lineage: Eukaryota; Metazoa; Arthropoda; Insecta; Diptera; Psychodidae. Gene Ontology annotation, biological process: chitin catabolic process; carbohydrate metabolic process. The record is from RefSeq and is a predicted model, not a curated record. The coding region runs from base 1088 to 2248 and encodes 386 amino acids. Gene Ontology annotation, molecular function: chitin binding; chitinase activity. Gene Ontology annotation, cellular component: extracellular region. The transcript has 3 exons.
GAAAUCAAAAUUCAUAUUCCUUUCUCAAACGCUUUGUAUGUCUUUCGCAUUCUUUUUUCUGUUGAACAUCACAAUAAAUUCAAUUUAAGGUCAAUUAAAUUGGAGUGAAAUGAGUUGAAUUCAAAUUUUUACUGAGGAUUAUUAUCAAAAAUUAACCCAGUACCUCAGCAUCACAGCGCUAUUAUUUCGUUUAUUUAACUAAUGAGUUCUAAUUCAUAAAUCUGCAUUUGUCGUAUUUGUAUGCGAAAUAAUUUCAAACAUGCCCAUAUACUAAUUUAAUGUGUAGAGCUGUGUGAACUCAAUUGCUCUACCAAACUUAUUGCAGAUUACAAAGAAAGAGAAACAUUAUUUCUUCUUCUUAAUUUUUGUUCAUUUAAUUAAUGUAAGAGCUAUAAUUUAUUUAUAUUUUUGUUCGAUAAGUACAUCUGCACUGUAGUUGCAUUUCAAAGUCUUUACAUAACGAUUGAUGAAAUACAGAAAAAUUAUUGCAAGCUUUUUAGUAAAAGAAAGAUAAUUCAAUUGUUGCGAGUGCAGCGAAAGAGGCAAAACUGACACAAUGUGUAUUCUUCUUAAUUGAAUUAAGAAACUAAAUCAAAUAUUUGCAGAUUGUUCGCAAACAGUGUUCAUAUCCGAGAGACUUUUUCUCCUUUUGAAAACAACCAUCAUAAUAUACACUCGGUCUUACUAAAUAAAAGACAAUUUAUUAACUACUCUCUGUGUAAAUUAUCACUCAAGUGUGAUUUGAAAUAAGACUCUUGGUAGAGAGAUUUGCUAAAUUUGUACCCUAUGGUGUGAAAAAUGUGCCAAUGAGCCAUUAACAAUUAUCAUCAAGCAUUGAUUUCGUAUCAAAUUUUCUAUUGAUACGAAAGCAUUGAUUUCGUAUCAAAAUUUCUAGUUGCACAAUAUUUCUAAAUGGAUAUCUAAAUUUGGGGAAAAGUGGAAAAGGAAAUGAUAAGAUUGGACAAUCAUUGGACUCCAUUAUCACAAUAUGCUUGAGGAAGAACCAAUAUCAAUACUAAGAAUUGCUUUCAGUUGACCUUUUUUGCGACUCGAAGGCACUCUUCUAAGCUCUAAUAAACUGUGCAAAAUGUUAAGGAUUUUGGUAAUUUUCGCGAUUCUUAUGGGAAUUUCUUAUGCAGAAAAUUGUCCAGAAGAAAAAAAUGUGGUCGUUUGCUAUUACUCCAGCUGGGCAGUGUACAGAAGAGCCCCAGCUACUUUUCGUAUAAACUACAUUGAUCCCAAGUACUGCACUCAUCUUGUAUAUACAUUUGCCGGAUUGAAUUUGGAUGGAAUUAUGGAUACUCUGGAUUAUACCAAUGAUAUCACCAAUGGUGGCUACCGAGAUUUCACAGGAAUCAAAGAAAAGUAUCCGUGUGUGAAGACUCUUUUGGCCAUUGGUGGCUGGAAUGAGGGAUCUGAAAAAUAUUCUCUCAUGGUGGAAACUGAAGAGUCUAGGGAGUACUUUGUGAGUCGUGUAAUGCGAUAUCUUGUGCAAUUUGGUUUUGACGGUCUAGAUAUUGAUUGGGAAUAUCCAGGACAUCGUGGUGGAAUUCCAGAAGAUAAGGAAAAUUUCACAAAGUUGCUGGAAAUGCUAAAGGAGCGAUUGAAGCCACGGAAUCGACUUCUUACAGCUGCAUUGGCUGCUCCAGUUGGAAUUAUUAAAGAUGCUUAUGAUGUUCAGGAAGUGUGUAAAUACCUAGAUCUAGUUAUGAUAAUGGGAUACGAUAUGAACGAGACUAACAAGACAAGUACCCAUGCACCGCUAAAGCGAGAAUCUUCAGAAUCAAAUACAAGAUCUACAGUUGAUGAUGCAGUUCAGUUCUACAGUAGUAAUGGAUGUGACAGGAAACAACUUGUAAUUGGCAUUCCUGCAUACGGAAAGUCUUAUACUUUGGCAGAUAAAACAAGACAUGGCAUUGGAAACAAUGUUCUGGGGCCAGGGAAGGCAGGGCCAUACCUUAUGGAGCCAGGAUUUCUAGGCUACAAUGAAAUCUGUGAAUCACUUACCCAGGCACAAUGGACAACGGUGCAUCUCAAGAACAAUGCCAUGAAGUAUUCCUACAAUGACGAUCAAUGGGUGAGCUACGAUGACGCUGAAACUGUAGCGGUCAAGUCACGAUACGCAAAGACAGAAGGAUUGGCCGGUGUGAUGAUUUGGACAAUAGACACAGAUGAUUUCCACGGAGAUUGCAACAAACAGGCUUUUCCGCUACUUCUGGCAGUCAAUAAAGCUCUUGGACGUCUCUAAAACUUCUAUAUACUUAUCAAGCGAAAUGACUUGUUGACUUUAUGGAUUUUAUAAAAAUUAUAAUUAUAAAAAAAUAAAAUCACAAAUGGAUUUAUCAAUGAAGAUCAUACACAUGAUGC